This is a messenger RNA of Salvia splendens (bonfire salvia), 1345 nucleotides long. Its product is annotated as protein N-terminal asparagine amidohydrolase. Gene Ontology annotation, cellular component: nucleus. Lineage: Eukaryota; Viridiplantae; Streptophyta; Magnoliopsida; Lamiales; Lamiaceae. The transcript is spliced from 9 exons. Gene Ontology annotation, molecular function: protein-N-terminal asparagine amidohydrolase activity. Gene Ontology annotation, biological process: ubiquitin-dependent protein catabolic process. The coding region runs from base 132 to 1172 and encodes 346 amino acids. The record is from RefSeq and is a predicted model, not a curated record.
ACAUUAUUUGUAAAAACAAGUUGGGCAUAUAUUCUCUCAAAUCGUCAAUCGAGGUAGUGGAAGUAUGUGAUUAGCUUCUUCUUCCUGACUCACAAUCUUCUUCAACGCAAACACAUUUCAACACAAUCACCAUGAUUUUUGUGGGCGGAGUUCCUUUUGCUCCAGAGGACUCAUCCCAGGGUAUGGAUACUUUAGUUGCUCUAAUGGAGCACCCUCUUUUGGUGUCUGCAUCGGAGUCCUUCAGAUCUAUGCAAGAGAAGAAGAUCUCACUUUCUGAAAACUCUUGCUCAAAAAGCAGUAAAUGGGUCUACCUCUUCCAAAGUGAAUUUGCAACUGUUGACCCAGCGCUUGUGGAUUUAGUUGGUACCGACGAAGCAACUACUUGUGUAGGUAUUGCCAUAAGAAACAGCAAAAGUGGAAUGAUAUCUGUUGCUCAUAUGGAUAUCCCAAGAGUUGUUGAUGGUGGCCUAAAUCAGAUGCUAUCUUUAGUUGCUGACCAUGAUUCUGAUGCUCCGUUGGAUGUGCAUCUGGUGGGUGGUUUCGACGACAUCUCAUCUCAACAAUCAUAUCUUGAUGCAAAACGCCGAAUCAAAUCCGAAGGCUAUUCCUAUCCUUUGUGUGCUAAGAUAGUCGAUGCUCUAAGGAAUAGGAGUGAGAAAUUUCAUAUCCAAACUCUCCAUGUGCUUGGGCAUAACACCAAAUGGGACUCUGAAGGGAUCGGAUACCCCAUUUUCCAUGGAUUUGUGAUGGAAACCUCGAGUGGAUCAAUCAGCCCUGCAAGCUUUGAUGGAACUUCGAGAUGCCCUGAUGAUAUUAUCCGAAGAAUUCGAGUGACUGCAUCUUUCGAGGAUCCUAAUUGGAGGGGCAAGUUGCUGGAUACAUAUGACACUAGCACUGACCAGUUUGUUAUUGCUCCGUGCGCUUGGAGCAUACGGCAGAAAAACAUAGCACUAGCCCUGCAAAACCUUUCGGAUGCAGAAAUACUACUUUCUUGUUCUUCUUCACCUUCUGCUGAGGGCCCUGAUUUUGUCGAUAAUGAAAGAAGGAAAUGGGACUACUUGAUCAGACACCCUGAUUGGAGAGAAGCUUUUCCGUCAAAGGCGCCUCGUCUGUUCCAGAGGACUGCACACGGAGCUUGGGCUCAGGCCGUAAGGGACAACAUUCAAAACUAGCUACCACCCGGAUUUUUCGGAUGGUUUAACUUCUGCUAAUGGCUUUAGAUUAUUUUACGAGGAUAACACAUUUUCGAUGUGCAAAUGCCUAAAGAUUAUUAGAUGUUUAUUUCCCUACAAAAAAUAUACUCCUAUGUUUCUAAAUACAAAAUAAAAAAACAGUAACGACAUAA